AGUUCAUUUGUCGAGCGCAUGUGAGUGCAAGUUUGUGUGUGGAGAAGUGCGGGCUCAAUCAUUUCAGUUUUUGUCUUAAAUAAAAUCUACACAACCCGAGUUCAAGGAGGACGAUCUUCUACCUCAAGGAGUUUGAAACCUCACAGUCACACUCAGUGAAAUCAUGUCUGCCUCAGCGGCGAAAGUCACUAAGAAGGAACUGAACUCAAACCACGACGGAGCGGACGAGACCUCGGAAAAAGAGCAACAAGAAGCCAUUGAGCACAUUGAUGAAGUACAGAAUGAAAUUGACAGGCUGAACGAGCAGGCGAGCGAGGAAAUUCUCAAAGUUGAACAGAAAUACAACAAACUCCGUCAGCCGUUCUUUCAGAAGAGAUCCGAACUCAUAGCUAAAAUCCCCAACUUCUGGGUCACAACAUUUGUCAACCACCCACAAGUUUCGGCUCUUCUUGGUGAGGAGGAUGAGGAAGCACUUCACUAUCUGACCAGAGUAGAAGUGACAGAGUUUGAAGACAUCAAAUCAGGCUACAGAAUAGAUUUUUAUUUCGAUGAAAACAUGUAUUUCGAGAACAAAGUCCUCUCCAAAGAAAUUCACCUGAAUGAAAGUGGAGACCCAACUUCAAAGUCAACAGAGAUCAAAUGGAAACCAGGAAAAGAUCUCACAAGUCGCUCCGGUCCGACACCGAGUAAAGCCGGCAAGAAGAGGCAACAUGAAGAACCGGAGAGUUUCUUCACCUGGUUCACCGAUCACGCCGAUUCAGGGGCGGACGAGUUGGGCGAAGUUAUCAAAGAUGACAUCUGGCCAAAUCCUCUCCAGUACUACUUGGUCCCAGACAUGGAGGAUGAGGAAGGAGAGGGCGAGGAUGAGGAAGAUGAUGAGGAAGGUCUGGAUGAUAUUGAUGAGGAGGGAGAGGAUGAUGGAGAGGAAGAUGAUGACGAUGGAGAGGAUGACGAAGGCGAGGAUGACUGAAGCUGAAGUCGAGGAGGAAUAUAAUCCCGUAAUUUCCCCAGUCCCACUUCCAAAUCGCUUCUUUGGCUUUUUUUGUUAUUGUUUUUGGGGAGCUAGAUGCUUCGUAUUUUCUUCCGUUUUGUUUUUUGGUUCUGAGCUUCAUCACAUGUUCCUCUAUCCUGAACUCGCCAUGAUCCAGUCCCCCUCGAACAGACUCGCGCUAAACUGACUGCAAGAUCUUGCCGACAUGGCAUCCACCAUCUCAAUUUUCCAAAUGCGUGUCAAGGUUUAUAGCAAAACACUGUAGUUAUUGGCAGCAACGCUGUCUGGAGUAGAAUUGCGAGUAGUGUUUUCAUUAUUUUUGUUUUUUAAUAAAUAUAUAUAUGUACAAAUAUGUAUAAUUUUCCUUUGUUUUGUGUGGUUAAUUGAACUGAAGCCAUGAAGUGCAGUAAUUGCUAGUUCUCCACGGUUUUGUUACUUUAUUCGUGGUGUUUAAUCAGCAGAUAGACAUCAGUAGUUGUAUCGAUGUUGCCUCUUGUUACCAUGUCUGUUCAGGAGGGUUGAGGAAAGAGGGGUGUGAACGCCAGCAUUGUGGGUUUUUGAUUUUUAUCUUGUCUUGUUUUACAGACACAACCAGAUUUCAAAUCAUUUUUGAUAAAGAAAAUAAAAUCUUCCAAAAAAAGUCAAAAACAUGCUUGUAACUUUUGACCCCACUGCCUCAUGUUUUGUUUAGUGGUCGUAUGUACAUCCCUUGAAUAUUUUUUUUUUUAGCUUGUUCUGUUGAAAUAAAACACCCUGUUCGGGAUUCGUCCAUUGGCAAAACAUAAUAUAAAAGUUUUGUAACAAAGUGAACAAAAGAUUUUCAUUUCCUUUGGGUCACUCAAAGGUAAAGGCAGGCAAUCUAGUCAUAAUAAGUAAUUCCCAUAUAAAUGGCUUCAUUGAAACUUAACGGGACAAAUUGUCAACUUUUAAAAGUGAUCAGAAGUAGUGAUCCGUCAAACUCUUCUCGGGUCACCGUCCUGGGCCAGUUACUGGGCUGAAAUGCCCAACCUGAUGAUAUGAUGUUACACCAUACACUACAUUUCCAAAACGGAAGGUACUUUUAAAGCACCUCAGUAUGAAGUUAAUAUUGACAUUGUUAUUAAUGUCAGGAUUUUGUGUUAAAUGUCUGAGAUAUUUGCAUUUCACUUAACCCUCCUAUUGUGUUCGGGUCAUUUUUGUCCGGGGAGCGGUAGAUAAUUUGGUUUCCAUACUAAAACUAUCAAAAUACAUGAACAUUUUUAAAAGAGACCCGUUAAAUUGUCCACAUUUAACCAGCUUACAGCAACCGUUCAUGAGUAAAUAAGAGUAGAUUUAGCUUAAAAACAUAGUAAGGAAGUAUUAAUGUUGUAUACUUGAGUUGUUUAAAAUUAUGUUUAGUUGAACGAAUAUGUUGGUUUCAUAACUUUUGACAACCAAGUUGUAUAGAGCAGUUAUAGGUAAUAAUAAAUGCAUUCAAAUGACUAAUAAUCCCCAUACUUUGUUAAUAUAAAGGACAUUUCAUAAAGAAGUGUUCACCUGUAUAUCUGGUUUUGCUGCAGUUAAUGUAUAUUUUGAAUUUCUAAAAUAAAAUUGCAU
This is a messenger RNA of Xyrauchen texanus (razorback sucker), 2566 nucleotides long. RefSeq names its product SET nuclear proto-oncogene a (gene seta). Gene Ontology annotation, biological process: nucleosome assembly. The transcript is spliced from 8 exons. Lineage: Eukaryota; Metazoa; Chordata; Actinopteri; Cypriniformes; Catostomidae. The record is from RefSeq and is a predicted model, not a curated record. The coding region runs from base 164 to 970 and encodes 268 amino acids. Gene Ontology annotation, cellular component: chromatin; nucleus. Gene Ontology annotation, molecular function: chromatin binding; histone binding.